GACAACAUCUUGACUCUCGACCUCCUCGACCUCCUCUCGUCUUUCAUUCCUUCCUUUCGUAACCCACUUGAUAGACACUAACUGCCGUACCGUCUUUCUCUCAUUACAUCGGCUUGAUCAUAGAUAUGGCUGGAAAACGCGCUGCUGAAGCUGCCCCAGAGAGCUCGUUUCCCUUCAAACGAAAGCGCAAGAACGCUGAAGAUGAUGAUGACUACGUCCAAGUGGACAACGACGAUGAAUAUACCCCUGGUGGAAGCUCUUCUUUCUCUCGUCCUGCUAAAAUAAAUGUCAGCGCCCUCACCCGCAAACUCGCUCAGACGAGACACCCGAAUGAUGUUGGAGAUGAAAUUAACGAAUCUUCUCUUGUUGCUCACCGUCAGCAACAAGACAACCUUGUCUCCCAUAUAUUUAUGGAUCAGGACUUUUCAUGGCUGCAUUUGAAACCCGAUCAUGCUGCUCGGCCACUUUGGAUCGGCCCCGAUGAUGGACACAUCAUACUUGAAGCAUUCUCUCCUAUCGCUGAACAGGCACAAGACUUCCUAGUAGCUAUCAGCGAGCCUGUCAGCAGACCUGCUUUCAUUCACGAGUACAAGCUCACUUCCUACUCGCUAUACGCCGCGGUUUCGGUCGGUCUUCAGACAGAGGAUAUAAUAGAAGUGUUGAACCGACUGUCAAAGGUUCCGGUGCCUGAUAGCAUAGUGGAAUUCAUCCGCGAACGAACAUUGUCAUAUGGCAAGGUCAAACUCGUGCUGAAGCACAAUAAAUACUUCGUCGAGUCGUCGCAUCCAGAGACGCUACAAUACCUCCUCAAAGACAGUGUCAUCCGUGAAGCUCGUGUGCACACUCAGCAAGUCGAUAACAGCAUUAAGGCGGCCACUUUCACGACUUCCAAAGCCCCUGUUAAGGGGGCUCUUGUGAUCCCUGGCACACGGGAGGCAGAGAAAAAGAAGGAUGAGACUGUCAGCGGAAAGUCGACAGCGCCGAGUGCUGCAGCCUCAAAGGACGCGGAGCUAUUUACCUCCGUAGUAGGGGUUGAUGCCGAUGAGGUCGAUGAGGACGACGAGAACGUACAUGCGUUCGAGAUCGAUGAUGCCAAAGUAGACGAGGUCAAGAAGCGAUGUAGCGAUCUCCAGUACCCUAUGCUGGAGGAGUAUGACUUCCGAAACGACACGGUGAACGCCAAUCUCGAUAUCGACCUGAAACCGUCUACCGUCAUCCGGCCUUAUCAAGAGACGAGUUUAAGCAAGAUGUUUGGCAAUGGGCGUGCUCGCUCGGGGAUUAUUGUAUUGCCCUGUGGCGCAGGCAAAACGCUGGUGGGGAUAACAGCAGCAUGCACGAUUAAGAAGUCAUGCCUUGUCCUGUGCACUUCAUCCGUAUCUGUCAUGCAGUGGAGACAACAAUUUAUGCAGUGGUCCAAUGUGACGGACAAACAGAUUGCGGUAUUUACUGCGGACCAGAAAGAGAAGUUCGCCGGAGACAGUGGUAUCGUCGUCUCAACCUACUCAAUGGUUGCCAAUACCCACAACCGGUCUCAUGAAUCGAAGAAGAUGAUGGAGUUCCUGACGUCUCGAGAAUGGGGCUUCAUCCUUCUCGACGAGGUCCAUGUCGUCCCCGCGGCAAUGUUCCGUCGCGUCGUGACAACCAUUAAGGCCCAUUCAAAGCUAGGUCUCACUGCGACACUGGUUCGAGAGGAUGACAAGAUCGCAGAUCUCAACUACAUGAUUGGACCAAAGUUGUACGAAGCUAACUGGAUGGAUCUCGCGGCGAAGGGUCAUAUCGCUAACGUGCAGUGCGCGGAGGUCUGGUGUCCAAUGACCCCUGAAUUCUAUCGUGAAUACCUUCGAGAACAGUCACGAAAACGGAUGCUAUUGUACUGCAUGAACCCCCGCAAGUUCCAAGCUUGUCAGUUCUUGAUAAAAUAUCACGAAGACAGGGGUGACAAGAUAAUUGUGUUCUCGGACAACGUUUAUGCUCUUGAGGCCUACGCAAGAAAAUUAGGCAAACUGUACAUUCACGGUGGGACGAGCCAGGUCGAGCGCAUGCGAAUUCUGCAAAACUUCCAGCACAAUCCGGCGGUGAAUACCAUUUUUCUGUCGAAGGUGAGUCGUCGGAGAUACGUCCAUUGACUUGCCAGAGGCGACAUGUUUGAUCCAAAUAUCGUCUCACUUUGGCUCUCGAAGGCAAGAAGCCCAGAGACUAGGGCGAAUUCUCCGGGCCAAGCGGAGAAAUGAUGAAGGGUUCAAUGCCUUUUUUUAUUCCCUUGUUUCAAAGGACACGCAGGAGAUGUUCUACAGUACGAAACGCCAGCAAUUCCUCAUAGAUCAGGGCUACGCUUUCAAGGUGAUUACUCAUCUGGACGGGCUCGAGGAACUUCCGGACCUGGUCUAUAAGACACGCGAUGAGCAGAUAGAGCUCAUCUCGUCCGUCCUCCUCGCGAGCGAGAGCGAAGCAGACCUUGGAACCGACGUUCGGGCAGGUGAAGGUGAUCUACCGGGAACCAUCACGUCUAAAGAUUUCGGGGCAAACAAGUUCCCAGCAGUGGAUCGCACGACAGGUUCACUCUCAGCACUCAGCGGUGGUCAACACAUGUCUUAUAUCGAGCAAAACAAGUCUGCAAACAAGAAAUUGGCUCGAGAGGUGGCACCUAGACACAAGUUGUUUGCUAAAAGAGACAAGGAUAUGGCUACGGCCCGCAGGGAAGCUCGGACGGGUCGUGGGUGAGAAGUUGUUUGUGUAAGGGUUUGACAGGAGGUGGAGCUCGGAGGCACUAUAGCUCCUUCCGUUCACUCAUUGUAUAGCGGAACUUAAUCACAUUGUAUACUUGGACAAUUGCACGGCAUUCUAUAUUACUUUUUUUUUGUUGGUU
Messenger RNA from Somion occarium, 2866 nucleotides. The record is from the annotation of a GenBank genome assembly. Lineage: Eukaryota; Fungi; Basidiomycota; Agaricomycetes; Polyporales; Cerrenaceae.